Molecule: messenger RNA, 909 nt
Organism: Hyalella azteca
Lineage: Eukaryota; Metazoa; Arthropoda; Malacostraca; Amphipoda; Hyalellidae
Product: neurotrophin 1-like
Exons: 1
Coding region: 1-909 (302 amino acids)
Biological process (GO): regulation of Toll signaling pathway; central nervous system formation; innate immune response
Cellular component (GO): extracellular region
Molecular function (GO): growth factor activity; Toll binding
Source: RefSeq, a predicted model, not a curated record
AUGUUAGUUACCGAUCAGGGUUUUCUAGCUGAGAACAAAGGUGUAACAGUUUUCCGAAGACAAGAUCCGGAAGUGAAAUUGACGAGCAACAAGGAAGAGGCUGCGGGAGAGGAGGAGGGAAAGGUUGAAAACAAACCCAUUGGUUCAAGCGAGGAGCUGGGAGAAGAGGAGGCCCCAGACAGCAAGUCCAGUGUAAUUGACUCCGUGACGCCUGAGGAGUUCCAUAUAAAAAAUGUGUACCCUCCGAUUGAGUCAGUCCGAUUUCUUAAGGAUGAACCUCUUCAUAUCCCCAAACGUCUUAUCUCCCCGCAGACGGUCAAGUCGAAACACAAAUUUACUUUUGGCGCUCACUCUUUCAGCCCAACAUAUCCAUGGCGGCAUGAUCGUUUGAAUGAAAACAAGUACAACUCCGACAAGAAGCCAAACUGUGCCGAGGAUGACAAGCACUACUGUGAGAAAGAUGUACAUUAUCCAAUGAGUGAAAUAUUGGACUCAGCCCAGCAACACGCAACUCAGCUGCUCGAACUGUACGCUGAUGUUGCCAGCCUCGACACCGAACUUUCUGUGGCUUUGCCCGGGGAAGCCAAAGGCGAUGAAUCGUACGUCUGCCCAUCCAAUAUCACUUACGCUCAACCGUUCCGCGCCAAGAACAAGAGCGGCAAGUGGAUGGUGAUAGUGAACAACCUGCAGGUGAAUUACCAACUACUGACGCAGUCAGUGAGGCUGGAGGAAUGUCUUGCUACUGGGGAGAGCUGUCCCCUCAUACCCCACUGUUAUCAGUCGCGGUGUUCACAGAAGUUCAAUUACCACCGAUUUCUGGUGUAUGUUCCCUACGACCCCUUCUUUCCAUUCGCAAUUGAGAGCUUCAAACUUCCAUCCGCGUGCGCUUGUCACUUGAACGAAAAUUAG